AAAAAGGUUGUGCUGUUGGACUUCGGAGUCUCGCGUUCCAGUCCGAACCGACUGCGUCGCCAUGCGCGAGCUCGGAUUUUGGCAUUGUGCAGAAGCAGCGCAGAGAGGAGUGGAAUGGGUCGGCGCAGCGCUGAGCUUUCGACGAAUAUAUUCUCCUCUCGCCUUUGCCGCGUCUUCGCCUUGCUUUUUCCAGAUUCCUUUCUUCCUUCCACCCUCCCAUUAUCUAUCGAUCCACCCGUGGCCGAUUUCCACUGCGCCCAGCCAAAUUUACUCUUCUGCAACGAGGAUAACAAUCGGGCGGAGGAGGAAGACAAAGAGUAGAAUUUUAUUUCCUCCUCCAAAAAAUUUCGUUUUUGACGAUUUGGCUUAAAAAGUCUGUUCCUUGUGUUCAUCGGCAUGCGGAAGAGGAGUGGCGGAGCGGCGCUGCACAACCACCGGCGGGUGAUGAAGGAGAAGGCGAAGAACCGAGUGGACGACCUCCAAGGGAUGUUCGGCGAUCUGCAGUCUGCUCGCAAGGAGGGCCGCGUAUCCGACGCUGCUGUUCUGGAGGAGCAGCUCCACCAGUUGCUCCGCGAGUGGAAAGCCGAGCUCAGCGAGCCCUCUCCCGCUGUUUCCUCCUCCUCGUCCUUUCUCAAGGGAAGUAGCCACGGGCCUUCUGAUCUGUCCUCUUACAUCCGCCGCAUGUUGCAGCUGAACGAGGAGGACGACGAUGCCACGAGCAAGUUGGCUAGAUUGCCGCUCAAGGAUGAGCCGCUGGAGGUGCCCGGCGACGACACAGGAUGCCUUAAAACUGCCGGCGCCUGUGCUGCUUUCCAGGAGGAAUAUUUCGAGACAAAGGAAGUGCCUGAUUAUGGAUUUCUAGGGGCUCAUCAAAAUGCUGCCUUGCAUUACCUGGAUGGAGCCAAUAAUGUGGAACUUCAUCGUUACGAUCUGCAUGAAGAUCUACCACAAGGUUUAUUUCUCGGCCUCAAUGCUGGCAACUUCGACAUGGUGGAACUCACGCCACUUUUAUCAGAAUUCAUCCCCGCAAUAUGCCCUCCACCUUCAGCUUUCCUAAGGCCAAAAUGUGCACUCUGGGACUGCCCUAGGCCUGCUAGGGGAUCUGAGUGGUAUGAAGAUUACUGUAGUAGCUUUCAUGCUACUUUAGCACUCAAUGAAGGACCACCCGGUAUGACUCCAGUGCUGCGCCCUGGCGGUAUCGACCUGAAGGAUGGCCCUCUUUUUGCAGCUCUUAUUGCAAAAACACAAGGAAAAAAUGUUGGCAUCCCUGAAUGUGAAGGGGCAGCAACUAACAAAUCUCCAUGGAAUGCACCUGAGCUCUUCGAUCUUUUAGUCCUAAAUGGCGAAUCGCUUCGAGAAUGGCUCUUUUUUGAUAAACCUCGAAGGGCAUUCGAGAGUGGGAACAGAAAGCAACGAUCAUUGCCUGAUUACAGCGGGCGCGGUUGGCACGAAUCAAGGAAACAAGUAAUGAAGGAAUUUGGAGGUCUUAAGAGGUCCUACUACAUGGACCCUCAGCCACUGAGCCACUACGAGUGGCAUCUCUACGAGUACGAGAUCAACAACUGCAAUGCAUGUGCCUUGUAUAGGCUAGAACUCAAGCUUGUGGAUUCGAAGAAGACUGCAAAAGGGAAAGUGACAAGCGAUUCACUUGUCGAUCUGCAGCAGCAGAUGGGGAGGCUGAAUGCUGAAAACCCAACGGAUAAUAACAAACGAUAUGCCAAAGGCAGGCUGAAAGUCCAAUACAAGGAUUCUGCGGAAAGCAUUUAUUCAGCUGCAGAUUUCCUCAACCAAAUCGAAAAUGGUCAACAUCUUUUUUCCUCUUUGGAUCAGAAAACUCCUAUUUGUGCAGGGAUUGGCUUUGAGCAAGAUAUCAAAUCAUCUGUUGAUAACCUGAGUGGCUUUUAUGGAACAUAACAUAAGAGUCACAAACACAACCAAAUAUAGUUCUUACUUAGCAUUCACCUUAUCGACUUUAAAUCAAGGACUGUAAUCACUGAGUUCAGUUUCUAUUUGUACAGUCAUUCAGUUACCACUAUUUGCUGCAAUAUCGAAAAACAAAUGCAUCGAGGAGGAUGAUUUUGUAGUAUGCUUUAUGCUGAUUAUGUAUAAAGGGUGACUUGUGUAAAGAUACUGAAACUUGAUGCCUAAUAUUAACUCCUGUAACCUACCAAGCAGGUCUUAUUUUCCUA
Messenger RNA from Zingiber officinale, 2189 nucleotides. Its product is annotated as transcription factor VOZ1-like. The coding region runs from base 397 to 1914 and encodes 505 amino acids. The record is from RefSeq and is a predicted model, not a curated record. The transcript has 4 exons. NCBI's taxonomy places the organism in Eukaryota, Viridiplantae, Streptophyta, Magnoliopsida, Zingiberales, Zingiberaceae. Gene Ontology annotation, biological process: positive regulation of long-day photoperiodism, flowering; regulation of DNA-templated transcription.